CAGAGGCUGAUCCAAAAAAUGUUACUCAAUUCCUACCCAUUGAUUCGGCUAGAAAAAACUCCGAGUUCGAUCGGCCCGUGAAUAAAUGGUCACUCAUCCCGGGGAAACUUCAGGCAAGUUGGGAUUAGUUUGAAGAUAAGAUUGGUCUGCCGCAUAUACCUUCCUCAUUAGUACUCUAUGUAAUAGUGGGGGAUGCAGAUGAUAUACAACUGAAGCUUCGCAUCACCUCGGGAACUUUGAACGUUAUACGAACCGGAAGAUACACAUUGAAACACUCAAUUUAUUACAAUUAAGACAAAACUCUGGUACCCAACACUACUCAACAAUUAGUUUGUUUAAGACCUCGCAUAUUCAAUUUCUAUCAAUUGACCAGUCAACUGAAAUUAUGUCAUUCAUCGUUACUCAAUUUAGUAGUCCAUACAUACCACUUGCAGCAAGGCAAGAAGCUCUUGACCGAGCAUUCGCAGAUCCUGGAAUUCCAGGUGAAGUUCAUACAACGAAAUCAUUUUGGAUGAAAGAGCCACAUCCCGAGGUUGCAAGCGUACAGUCAGAACAUCUCCCGGAAAUCGCGGAUUACGUCAUCAUUGGUUCGGGUAUUACAGGAGCUUCAGUAGCACAAGCUUUGUUAGAGGGCCUCGAGAAGGCUAGUCCGUCAGAAACCCAGUCGUCAUCUCAACCGAAAGUCAUCAUGCUAGAAGCUCGAGAUAGCUGUAGUGGUGCCACGGGGAGAAACGGUGGUCACAUUUUGGAAACUGGCGAGGAAUAUGCCAUGCUUAAAGAACGUUUGGGUAAAUAUGAAGCUAUUAAAAUCCACAAACUGCGAAUUUCCCAUCUUGAGGCGUUGAUCAAAAGUGCCGAAAAUUUGGGGUUGACUGAAGAAUCACAAGUUCGUAAAGUACGAUUCUUGAGUGUGUAUUUUCACAAGGAGGCUUGGGAAGAUAUUCGGAAAGAUAUAGAGGUUUUCAUGACUGAUAUGCCAAGUGAUUCCAAAGGAUGGGGUUUCAUUGAAGCUGAUGAAUUGGCGAAGGUAGAGUUUUUAUUAUUGCAAAGUGUCCCUCUUCUCAACGAUGCAAAAGUCUGAAGAGAUGGAAUUAGAAGUCUUUAAUAGCUGAAUUCACUUGCAACAUCAGGAUUCACUUGCUAAUGUAUUUGAAGGUAUUCGGGAUACCAAAUGCUGCUGGAGCAGUGACAGGUAUUGCAGGUGCAAUGUGGCCCUACAAAUUUGUCACAGGUCUUCUAGCACACCUACGAAAACAAUUCCCAUCAAACUUCCUCCUUGAAACAAACACUAGCGUUUCCCAAAUCCAUGGAGACGAACACUAUUUCGAAGUCAUCACACCCCGCGGAACAAUAAAAUCCAAACACGUAAUCCACUGCACCAACGCCCACAUCGGGCACCUCGUCCCCGGCAUAAAAGGCUGCAUCUUUCCCAUCGUCGGACAAAUGUCCGCCCAACCACCCGGAGAUAAAUUCAAACAUCAAAGCGACCACUCCUGGAUUUUCAACUAUGCCCAUGGUUUCGACUACCUAACACAACUUCCCAUCAGCUCAAUCUCUAACGGUGAAAUGAUGAUGGGAGGCGGCUACGCACAAACACAAAAUGGCGGAAUUCACGAAGCUGGCAUUAGUAAAGAUUCGAAAUUAAACAUGUACGCCAAUAUCCACCUGCGCGGUGUCCUAGGCGCUGUCUUCGCACCAGACAACUGGGGCGCGCUUCACGAGCCGGCAGUGAAAUCAAUGUGGACGGGUAAUAUGGGGUUUAGCACCGAUGGAUUACCAUGGGUUGGAGCACUCCCUGAGUCUUUGACCGACAGGAUUACAACUACGCAAACUAGUCAUGAAGGAGCUGAAUGGGCUGCAGCGGCAUUUUCUGGGGAGGGUAUGGUUCAUGCUUGGUUAUGUGGGAAGGCGUUGGCGGAGAUGAUUCUUGCGUUUGAUGCUGUGAAGGGAGGGGUUGUAAUCCCGGAGUGGUUUCCAGAGGCGAUGGUUAUUUCUGAGGAGCGCUUGGUGAAGGCUCGGUUGGCGAGGUAUGCAAAGGAACGUGUGAUAUAAUUUCUGCGAUAUAUAAUGGGCUAUACAUAUCCGAACAAGAUAUUCUGGAUAAUAUUCGUCGGAUUAAAUUCGAAUAACUAAAUAUUCCCUUUGACAUUUUCAUUCGCUUGAUUAU
Messenger RNA from Sclerotinia trifoliorum, 2167 nucleotides. Lineage: Eukaryota; Fungi; Ascomycota; Leotiomycetes; Helotiales; Sclerotiniaceae. The record is from the annotation of a GenBank genome assembly.